UAUGGAGGAAAUCGAUCAAAAUCAAGAGACACCUUGGGAACGCUAUUGAUCGAUUUUAGUGAAGAAGAACACCCAAAUUUGCCGUUAUGGCUUGUCUUCAAACUAGAAUUAAUGUCUAUAUUGGUCGGGAGGGUGAUUAUCAUGAUAUUCGAUAUUCCCGACUUCCUACCAGCUUUCUGUUUCAUUUUUGAAUCUUUAACAACAAUCGGGUUUGGAGUCUUCGUUCCGGCGAGUAACGUAUUCAUGAUAGUUUUCAUCCUGUACAUCAUAGGAGGAAUUACUGUAACAGUAGUAUGCAUCCAUGUGGCUGAGGACAUUUAUAGAAAAAGAUUGAAUUUCGCAACUAGAAAAUUAGGAUUAACAACUGAGAAUUAUAUUGAACGCCAUUUGAAAUAACGCAAAAGAGUACGCUCCAGCAUCUGUGUUUCUUUCAACGAAAUUCCACAUUCGGAAAGCUUCUUUAAA
Molecule: messenger RNA, 465 nt
Organism: Cimex lectularius (bed bug)
Lineage: Eukaryota; Metazoa; Arthropoda; Insecta; Hemiptera; Cimicidae
Product: TWiK family of potassium channels protein 9-like
Exons: 3
Coding region: 112-396 (94 amino acids)
Source: RefSeq, a predicted model, not a curated record